AUGCAGAUGGGAGAUGAAACCAGACAAAGGGUGAAGUUUACAGACGAUCGUGUUUGCAAGAGCCACCUUCUGGAUUGCUGUCCUCAUGAUAUCCUGGCUGGAACACGAAUGGACCUGGGAGAAUGCACCAAGAUCCAUGACUUGGCCCUGCGAGCAGAUUAUGAGAUUGCAAGUAAAGAGAGAGAUCUGUUUUUUGAGCUGGAUGCCAUGGAUCACCUGGAAUCCUUCAUCGCAGAGUGUGACAGGAGAACAGAGCUGGCCAAGAAACGCCUGGCUGAGACACAGGAAGAGAUCAGUGCUGAAGUCUCUGCAAAGGCAGAGAAAGUACAUGAGCUGAAUGAAGACAUUGGGAAACUCCUGGCUAAAGCUGAACAGCUGGGGGCUGAAGGAAAUGUGGAUGAGUCUCAAAAGAUCCUGAUGGAAGUGGAGAAAGUCCGAGCCAAAAAGAAAGAGGCAGAGGAAGAAUACCGAAAUUCAAUGCCUGCAUCCAGCUUCCAGCAGCAGAAGCUGCGUGUGUGUGAAGUCUGCUCAGCUUAUCUGGGUCUCCACGACAACGACCGGCGUCUUGCCGACCACUUCGGAGGCAAAUUACACUUGGGUUUCAUUCAGAUCCGUGAGAAACUGGAUCAGCUGAGGAAAACAGUGGCAGAAAAGCAAGAGAAGAGGAACCAGGAUCGUUUGAGAAGGAGAGAGGAGAGAGAACGGGAGGAGAGACUGGGCAGACGGUCUGGAUCAAGAAAUAGAGAUCGUCGAAGGUGA
Molecule: messenger RNA, 759 nt
Organism: Merops nubicus (carmine bee-eater)
Lineage: Eukaryota; Metazoa; Chordata; Aves; Coraciiformes; Meropidae
Gene: LUC7L
Product: LUC7-like (S. cerevisiae)
Exons: 8
Coding region: 1-759 (252 amino acids)
Biological process (GO): mRNA splice site recognition
Cellular component (GO): U1 snRNP; U2-type prespliceosome
Molecular function (GO): mRNA binding
Source: RefSeq, a predicted model, not a curated record